GAUGAAGUGUGAGAGAGUGAGGCUGUGAAGGCAGUUGAAUGUGUUGCGAAUUCAGCUGCUGGGUCGCCAAUUCAUGGUCCCGCCCCACUCCUUGUUCCUUCUUCCUUGCUCUCCACGUCCAGCGUUACUUAUAGGUAGCCAAGAUGCCCGUGGAAGUCGAGUCUAAGGGGGUGCGGGAUCCCGCGGCCCUUGCACUGUUCAAGGGCAUCGGGCUGGAUGCUAAAACCGCUGCCAAUGCUGUUGCGAAUCCCAAGGUUACGGCUAAUCUCACCAAUGUUGUGCACGAGGCAGGUGUUGAGAAUGGCUGCGACAAGUCGGUGGGCAAUCUCCUCUACACCGUUGCCACCAAGUUUCCGGCCAACGCACUGAGCCAUCGGGCGGACUUGUGUAGAUACAUCUCCCGGAACCAGAUCAAAACCAUACCUCAGGUAGAGGCGGCACUUGGGUUCUUUGCUCUUGUAGGGCCAGAUUCAUACGAUGCCGCUGACUUCGAGAAAAAGUGCGGUGUUGGUGUGGAGGUUUCUCCAGCAGAGAUCAAAGCAGUCGUGGCAGAUGUGAUCAACGUGAACAAGGAGCUUCUGUUGGAACAGCGCUAUCGCGUCAAUGUUGGUAUACUUCUGUCACAGGUGCGGUCGAAGUUACCUUGGGCAGAUGGAAAACUGGCAAUGGAGGAAUUGCAGACGCAGAUCAAGGAUUUACUUGGAGAGAAAACUGCGGCGGAUGAUGAAAAGCUAGUGAAGAAAAAGAAGGAUGCGAAACCAAGGGUGGAGAAGCCUUCCUCUGCUGUAGCCACUGAGGUGGCUGCAACAGCUAGCGAUGCUCCAGAAGAGAAUGACCCUUAUUCCAUCUUUCCAAAGCCUGAAGACAACAUAUCCGUACAUACAGAGGUCUUCAUGAGUGAUGGUUCCAUCAUGCGACUACACAAUCCUCGGGCCAGGCUGGAGAAACAUCUGAAGGAGACCGGUGGCAAGUUUGUCACUCGAUUUCCUCCAGAACCAAAUGGAUACUUACACAUUGGUCAUGCCAAGGCCAUGUUUGUGGAUUUUGGGCUAGCAAAGGAAACUGGCGGAAAUUGCUACCUGAGAUUUGACGACACUAAUCCAGAGGCCGAGAAGCAGGAGUAUAUUGAUCACAUUCACGAGAUUGUGAAUUGGAUGGGAUGGAAACCUUUUAAGGUUACGUACAGUAGUGACUACUUUACUCAGCUCUACGAAUUGGCCGUGGAAUUGAUUAAAAGAGAUCGCGCAUACGUCGACCACCAGACAGGAGAUGAAGUUAAGUUAUAUCGCUCAGAGAAGAGAGAGAGUCCAUGGAGAAAUAGGCCUAUUGAAGAGUCACUUAAACUGUUCGACGACAUGAGGCGUGGUCUGAUUGAUGAGGGCAAGGCAACUCUUAGGAUGAAGCAGGAUAUGAAGAAUGAAAAUCCUAACAUGUAUGACCUCAUUGCAUAUCGCAUUAAGUUUACUCCUCACCCACAUGUUGGAGAUAAAUGGUGUAUAUAUCCUAGCUACGAUUACACGCAUUGCAUUGUUGAUGCUUUGGAGAACGUUACCCAUUCACUCUGCACAUUGGAGUUUGAAUCACGGAGGGCGUCGUAUUACUGGUUGUUGGAUUCUCUCGAUCUUUAUCUUCCAUACGUGUGGGAAUACGCUCGACUUAAUAUUACUAAUACCGUCAUGUCAAAACGGAAACUGAAUUGCCUUGUCACGGAUCACCAUGUUGAUGGAUGGGAUGAUUGCCGGCUGCCAACCCUUGCAGGCCUUCGCAGAAGAGGCUUCACUCCUGAUGCUAUUAAUGCCUUCUGUAGAGGCAUUGGCAUCACUCGUAGUGACAAUCUGAUCCAAAUGGAGUUGCUGGAACACUAUGUACGAGACGACAUGAAUAGAAAUGCUCCUCGAACUAUGGUGGUUCUGAAUCCACUUAAGGUUAUUAUAACAAACAUGAAAGAUGACGAAAUUGAAGAGUUAGAGGCAAAAAUCUGGCCCGAUGCCAGGGAAGGCAGUUAUAAGGUACCGUUCUCAAAAGUGUGUUACAUAGAGUCUUCUGAUUUUCGACUGGAAGACUCUAAAGACUACUAUGGGCUUGCACCAGGCAAAAGCGUGAUCCUUAGGUGGGCAUAUCCGGUCAAAUGCACAAAUGUAGUACUUGGGGAUGACAAGACAGUAUUGGAGAUUCAUGUUGAAUAUGACCGUGAAAAGCGCACCAAGCCGAAGGGUGUUAUUCACUGGGUGUCAGAGCCAUCUCCUGGUGUUGAACCUUUAAAGGUCGAGGUUCGGCAUUUCGACAAGCUUUUCAAAGCAGAGAAUCCGAAUGAACUUGAAGACUGGCUUGGUGAUUUCAAUACCAAUUCCAAAGAAGUGAUAUCUGGAGCUUAUGCAGUGCCGCCUUUGGCUAACUCGAAAGUAGGAGACAAGUUCCAGUUUGAACGUUUAGGUUACUAUUGCGUUGAUCGGGACAGCACUCCAGAGAAAGUCGUGUUUAACAGGACUGUGACACUGAGAGAUUCUUAUAAGCCUUCAAAACCUGCAGCGAAGAAAUAGUUUCAACCGAGAUGGACUUCAAUGAGAUUAGUGAAUGUUACAAUGGUGAAAUAUUUAGUCUUGAAAAUUUGAAGUCUGAUAAUGUUUGUAAAGCCUAUUCCAUUUUAAAGCAGAGGUUGCCCUGCUUUAAAAUGCACCUGUUGACUUUUAAAACAAAAUCAACAUCUUUGAAUCUCAUUACCGUUGAAUCAAACCCUAAAUUUAUGUUGUAA
This is a messenger RNA of Physcomitrium patens, 2752 nucleotides long. RefSeq names its product glutamine--tRNA ligase, cytoplasmic. The record is from RefSeq and is a predicted model, not a curated record. Lineage: Eukaryota; Viridiplantae; Streptophyta; Bryopsida; Funariales; Funariaceae. Gene Ontology annotation, cellular component: cytoplasm; cytosol. Gene Ontology annotation, molecular function: ATP binding; glutamine-tRNA ligase activity. Gene Ontology annotation, biological process: glutaminyl-tRNA aminoacylation; translation.